Molecule: messenger RNA, 4842 nt
Organism: Mus musculus (house mouse)
Lineage: Eukaryota; Metazoa; Chordata; Mammalia; Rodentia; Muridae
Gene: Cpeb1
Product: cytoplasmic polyadenylation element binding protein 1
Exons: 11
Coding region: 538-2127 (529 amino acids)
Biological process (GO): regulation of translation; translation; negative regulation of translation
Cellular component (GO): synapse; P-body; postsynaptic density
Molecular function (GO): nucleic acid binding; RNA binding; mRNA 3'-UTR binding
Source: RefSeq, a predicted model, not a curated record
CGGUGCCACCGGGGCUUCCACCCGAGAGGUCACUAGCAAAGGAGAGGCGUGGUUAUACGUUUUUUUGGGGGGGGGGCGCACGUCACCGGCGCAGCGGGGCAUCCCAGGGUCUUGUAAAUCUGUAGGGAAACUGAGGCCCGCGGGAGAGUGAAAUGGUCAGGGUCACCGGGCGAGGGACUUGCUCAGGCCUGAGCCCCCUCGGGCUCCGGGGAGGCAGUGGUGGUCUGUCUUGGCUCGAGCCUCAGAACUAACCCCCACCCCCCGUUCGGACCCCCAGGCCCAGGGUGGGCGGCGGAGCGCGGGUCUGGACGGCAGGAAGGAGCGCAGGGGGCGGGGGCGGGGACGAGGCCGGGCGGGGCCGACACAGGUGCUCCUCGUCAGGCCAGCGCCGCGGAGCUUUAUAAGCCGCCGGGGUGCGGAGUCGUGCGCUGCUCGCUGCAAAAAUAGUGCCCACGUGUGUGCGCGUCCCGCGCCGCACAGACCCGCCGGCCCGCGCGCCCGCCCGCCCGCCAGUCCCUUAGGGCCACGCCGGACCCCAUGGCUUUCUCUCUGGAAGAAGCAGCAGGAAGAAUAAAGGAUUGCUGGGACAACCAAGAAGUUCCUGCACUCUCUACAUGUAGCAAUGCCAAUAUCUUUCGAAGGAUAAAUGCCAUUUUGGAUGAUUCACUGGACUUCAGUAAAGUCUGUACAACACCUAUAAAUCGAGGAAUUCAUGAUCAGUUGCCAGCAGACUUCCAGGACUCUGAAGAAACAGUUACAAGCAGGAUGCUUUUCCCCACCUCUGCGCAAGAAUCUCCCCGUGGCCUCCCAGAUGCAAAUGGCUUGUGCCUUGGCCUGCAGUCCCUCAGUCUGACUGGCUGGGACCGACCCUGGAGCACCCAGGACUCAGACUCCUCAGCCCAGAGCAGCACACAGUCAGUAUUAAGCAUGCUCCAAAAUCCACUGGGAAAUGUCUUAGGAAAAGCCCCCUUGAGCUUCCUGUCUCUGGAUCCCCUUGGGUCUGACUUGGACAAGUUCCCAGCACCCUCAGUUAGAGGAUCUCGCCUGGACACCCGGCCCAUCCUGGACUCCCGUUCUAGCAGCCCCUCUGACUCAGACACGAGUGGCUUCAGCUCUGGAUCAGACCAUCUCUCAGAUUUGAUUUCAAGCCUUCGCAUUUCCCCUCCUCUGCCCUUUCUUUCUAUGACGGGAAAUGGUCCCAGAGACCCUCUAAAGAUGGGCGUUGGGUCCCGAAUGGACCAAGAACAAGCUGCUCUUGCUGCAGUUGCUCCCUCUCCAACCAGUGCUCCAAAGAGAUGGCCAGGAGCUUCUGUGUGGCCAUCUUGGGACCUUCUUGGAGCUCCUAAAGACCCAUUCAGCAUAGAGAGAGAGGCUAGACUCCACCGGCAGGCUGCAGCUGUGAAUGAAGCUACGUGUACCUGGAGUGGCCAGCUUCCUCCCCGGAACUAUAAGAACCCCAUCUACUCAUGCAAGGUGUUCCUAGGAGGCGUUCCUUGGGAUAUUACAGAAGCUGGAUUGGUUAACACCUUCCGUGUUUUUGGCUCUCUGAGUGUGGAGUGGCCUGGGUAUGUGUAUUUGGUGUUUGAACUAGAGAAGUCCGUCCGGGCCUUGCUUCAGGCUUGUUCUCAUGACCCGCUGAGCCCAGAUGGCCUGAGUGAAUAUUAUUUCAAGAUGUCCAGCCGAAGGAUGCGCUGCAAAGAGGUACAGGUAAUCCCUUGGGUCUUGGCUGACAGCAACUUUGUCUGGAGCCCAUCUCAGAGGCUGGAUCCCAGCAGGACGGUGUUUGUUGGUGCCUUGCACGGGAUGCUCAAUGCUGAGGCUCUGGCUGCCAUCUUGAAUGACCUAUUUGGUGGAGUGGUGUAUGCUGGGAUUGACACAGAUAAGCACAAGUACCCCAUUGGGUCUGGUCGUGUGACUUUCAAUAACCAACGUAGUUAUCUGAAAGCAGUCACCGCUGCUUUUGUGGAGAUCAAAACCACCAAGUUUACCAAGAAGGUUCAGAUUGACCCCUAUCUAGAAGAUUCUCUGUGUCUUAUCUGCAGCUCACAACCUGGUCCUUUCUUCUGCCGAGAUCAGGUGAGUCCUCUGGGCAUUGUAGAUGCCUAUGAAGUCCAUACCACAAUUUAAAAAUGUAUUAAGGCACAUUUAUGACAGGAGAAGUAGAGUUCUGAAGUAACUUCUUUCUGAGAGCAUGGAGACGUGUAGUCGAGACCACUCUACAUAGAUUGAUCCACAACUCUAGGCAUAGGAAAGAUGCUUAUUGGAUUUUUGGCCCUUCCCUUCCUGGACUGCUACUGUUGUACAGGUAUGACAUCUAAUGGUGGGUACUUUUGGUUUUUUGGUUUUGUUGCUGUUGUUGUUAUAAAUGGUCUUACUGUUUAGUCCUGGCUGUUAACUUAUGUAACCAGGCUUUGAUCUCACAGCAAGCCUCUUACUCACUGCUCCUACCAGAGCAUGAGAAUCGCUGGCAUGUGUUACCAUAACACCACACACAGAUACACUCUCUCUCUCUCUCUCUCUCUCUCUCUAACUGACAUGUGAUAUGUGUGUAUGUAUGUGUGUAUGUAUGUAUACAUACAUACACACACACAUAAAUGCAUAUGUGUAUGUGAGUGUAUAUCAACACCUAGUCCCAUUUAGGCUACUUGUACACUGUAGUGGUCCAUCUACCAGGGAGUCACCUUAAAGAAAACCUGCUUUCCUUCUUCUAGAAGCCAUCAGCUGUUGGUAGCUCUCAGCUAGGAGUAGUUGCUUGUGAGCCUUUUCCUGCUCAUUCUGGAAUAUUCACUGGGUUUAUCUUGUGCAGGCACAACCAUUGAAACACAUUUUCAACCUUAUAUGAGAUGUUUGGGAGCCUUCCAGACUCCAGCAAUCCAUCCAUGCUUAGUUUGACUUACAGUGAUGCUGGUAUUUGUAUGGAGCCUAUAAAUAAAGUCAAACAGAAGCUCCCACGUGAGCUUACAAUAAGUUUGGAUAGUAAGAUAAAGCGUGAAAACAAUAUCUUUCUAAACCAGCUUCUAUGGAUUAGUAACUUUCACAGUGACUCCUCAAUGUCAUAUUCUUGUUAGGAGGUUAUGACUUGCUUGGGGUUGGUUACCCAGCUAGCAAAACCAGUCACUUCUCACUGAGAAAAGGAAGGCAUUUCUCUUAAUACUUGAAUCUGUAACCAGUUCUUUAGCAUUCUCUCAUGUUGGCAGUCUUGAGACGGAAUGAAUGGCUGUGUAGAAGAGAAGGGAAGAAAAUUGGGAAGCUACAAGGUCUCACAUGUCAUACCAGAAGCCUAAACUGUUUGCAGAAGCUCUGUUGGGAUGAGAAAGCUAGCAGGAAGUCUCUCUUCUAGCCCCCACAGAAGCCAGGGGUUUAAUUUCCUCUUAAAGCGGAACCUUUAUAUCUAGAGUUAACACAGCUCUUUCUGUCCCCUAACCUAGGUCUGCUUCAAGUACUUUUGCAGAAGCUGCUGGCACUGGCGACACAGCAUGGAAGGCCUACGCCACCAUAGCCCCCUAAUGAGGAACCAGAAGAACUGAGAUUCCAGCUAGAGGAGCUGGCCUUGCCCAGUGUCCUGUGGUGCCAAAGGCUGUCAAGUCAGGCAGCAACUCGCUGCACAGGCGCCAUGGGAGCUAGCUUUGCGCAGACAAGGGAGAAUCGUAGUCACCUUUGUACUUGCUAACUCUGUCUUUGUUUCUGCACUAAUUAAUGCACAAUGAGUUUUGUCAGGUCUUGUUUUCAGUGGGGUGUGCCAGAGCAAGGACCCUCGGCUCACCCUCAAGCAAUUGUAGUUUUCCCAGAUUCUAGUUCCUCAUUUUGCAAAUGAAAAUAACAACAACAACCACUGUGUCCAGAAGGUCUGACACAGAUGCCUACACUUGGGUUUAUUUAUUAAAGCGCUUUUUACAUUCCUUGCAAUACUGAUGGUGGUGAUGCGCAGGUCUCAUUGGUUCGUUCAUUCUGCAGUUGCCAUACAGUGCCUUUCCAUUGAUUUAACCCCCACCUGAACGGCAUCAAUUGAGUGUUCAGCUGGUGUUUUUUACUGUAACAAACAAAGGAGACUUUGCUCUUCAUUUAAACCAAAUCAUAUUUCAUAGUUUACGCUCGAGGGUUUUUACUGGUUCCUUUUUACACUCCUUAAAACAGUUUUUAAGUCGUUUGGAACAAUAUAUUUUUUUUUCUUUCUUGGCAGCUUUUAACAUUAUAGCAAAUUUGUGUCUGGGGGACUGCUGGUCACAGUUGCAAAUCAAAGCAUUUGUAACCAAGAGAAAAAUUAUUUUAUUUAAAACUGGACCGGAGGAAAAGUCUGAGCAGCUGCUGUAUAUAGUUUUAAAUGGUUUGUGGCACCUUAUGUUGCACUUAUGUUGGGGGAGGGUUGAUAGAAGUUUUUAAUCACAGUCACAGGACUUUUUCUUUUGUAACUGAGCUUAAAAAUUAAAAAAAAAAAAAAAAGGGCUGCUUUUUGGUGGGGGCAGGUGAAGGCUCACAGGAGCCCUUUCUCUUAGAGGGGCAAAUACCCUUCCUUACAACUUUUAUUUGACGAAUGUAUGAAUCAACAGUUACAGUUGACAAAGACGCUACUGGAAUUGAAAACUUGACUUUUCUUUUUAAUUUAACGAUUACUUGCCUCUCUUAGGGAAGCUGUGUGCCAAAGAGCCAGUGUCAUAACCCCUCCCUCCUGCUGAGCUGAUGUUGCAUUGUUGCAUAUCCCAGCUACUCUGUGGGUUUUGUGAAGCUGUGUGUGAAGUCUCUACCUCAUUGUUGUAUAUGCAGGCAAGACUGCACUCUCCUACAGAUGUGUGGAGUAAGCUGUGGUGUAAUUUUUUUGGCACAUAAUAAACACGUUGCAGCAGA